This is a messenger RNA of Linum trigynum, 240 nucleotides long. Lineage: Eukaryota; Viridiplantae; Streptophyta; Magnoliopsida; Malpighiales; Linaceae. The record is from the annotation of a GenBank genome assembly.
AUGGCGGCCGCCGGAACCCGGACUCUCGAAUUCACGGUCCUCUCAGCAGAGGACUCCGCCUCGAGGGGAGACCCGGCGGAUUCCGACGGCGGGAGCUACCCUCAGUGGAACGAGAAGGUUGUCGUCGAGAUGCCAAUGCCGCCGGCCAAUUCGGUGACGUUGGAAGUCCGAUCUGGAAACAGAGUGGUCGGACCGGCAUUUCAAGUUUUUGUGAUAAUUUCUUUUUUUCAUUUUUUAUAA